Messenger RNA from Dioscorea cayenensis subsp. rotundata (Guinea yam), 804 nucleotides. Its product is annotated as L10-interacting MYB domain-containing protein-like. The record is from RefSeq and is a predicted model, not a curated record. The transcript is spliced from 2 exons. Lineage: Eukaryota; Viridiplantae; Streptophyta; Magnoliopsida; Dioscoreales; Dioscoreaceae. The coding region runs from base 1 to 804 and encodes 267 amino acids.
AUGGCUUCAAAACUAGCACCCAAAAGAGCUGCAGGUGGGACAGAUGUAAGUGAUGGAAAUUCAGUUGUAUCUAAAACUAUUCCAAAAGGUAGAUGGAAUGACAUAAAGACUGAAUCGCUACUAAAGAUAUGUGUUGAGGAGGUUCAAGCUGGUAAUAGGCCACACACCCACUUCACAAAAGAAGGUUGGAAAAAUAUCGUGGCAAAGUUUUAUUUGAGAACAGGGGUGAGUUAUAACUACAAGCAAUUAAAAAAUAAAUGGGACAUACUGAAGAAAGAAUUCUCCAUGUGGGCAAAGCUAGUGGAGCACCAGACUAGCCUUGGAUGGGACCCUAUUAAGAGGACAAUUGUGGAAAACCCAGAAUAUUUGAAAUGGCGAAAUGAGGGUCCAAAAUUCCUAGACAUGAUGGAGAUUUGCUUCAAAGAUGUGGUGGCGAUAGGGUACAUGGCAUUGGUCCCAUAUGCAGACCCAUCUACUGACAAUGAAGUUUCUAACGAUGAUGUUCACAAUGAGAUGAAUGAAAGAGAAACCGAUGCAGACAACUUUCAUGUUGAUGGUGCAACUCCUGAACAAUGUAAUGAUACCCCAAGGGCUGAAACUAGCACAGCACAAGAUAAGAAGAGACGAAAAACUACACGAAAAGAAAGAAAAAGUGCAACGGACAAAUUACAAGAAUUAUUUGAUCGUCUUAUCUCUGGGAUGGAUAAUAUGUCCCGUUCAACUACUUCAAAAGCUGAAGACGAGGAUCCCUACAGUAUUGGCAAAUGUGUGGAUUUGUUGGACAUGAUGCCGGGGAUUGAAUGA